Messenger RNA from Phlebotomus argentipes, 1304 nucleotides. It is a transcript of the gene mTTF, whose product is annotated as transcription termination factor, mitochondrial. Gene Ontology annotation, biological process: regulation of DNA-templated transcription; termination of mitochondrial transcription. Gene Ontology annotation, molecular function: double-stranded DNA binding. Gene Ontology annotation, cellular component: mitochondrial matrix. The coding region runs from base 94 to 1293 and encodes 399 amino acids. NCBI's taxonomy places the organism in Eukaryota, Metazoa, Arthropoda, Insecta, Diptera, Psychodidae. The transcript has a single exon. The record is from RefSeq and is a predicted model, not a curated record.
CAGCAGUUUUGCCAUAACCUCACCUUUCGCGCCUGAUGCGAAAUGGUAAACAUCCCAGUUUUCAGCUGAAAAUCUCUGUUAUUCCCAGUGACAAUGAUCCCUGCAUUGCUGCGGACCCUCAGGAACACAUCCAAGCGCACUUCCGCGCAGUUAUACUGGAGAUUCGAAGCGGAGAGAUGCGGUUUUUCCACACUUCGCCCUGACCUGGCAUCUGCGGAUGAUGAUACUGCGGAUCCCACUGCAAAUCAGGUGUUUGAAGACUAUCGGCGGAAGAACAUACUGCUGAUCAAGCUGAAAGCACUGAUGAGAUGUAGCCACACUGACGCGAAGAGAUUCAUAGACUCCUCGAAGUACCUCAAGACGAUGGAGCACAACAGCAUUCUGGACAGCGUGCGGUAUUUGCAGAUCCGGAAAGCCCCCGCGCAAACAAUCAUGGAGAAUCCCUGGCUUCUGCUGCAGAGUAAGACUGUCUUGAGGGGAAAGUUCCUCUCGUUGCACGCCAUGAAUCCCAGGGAAUUGAUCGACUUCAUACCGCUGCUGCGAAUGUCUUCUCUGGCACUGUCACGGCUCGUCCAGAAGUAUGAACAGGAAAGUGCCCAGAUCCCUGGGAAACAUCGACUGUACUACAUUAGUGAUCGUCUCGAAGUGGAGCCAAAGAUCGUGGCCAAGUAUCUGUCGACGCACCAGUUCAUGUUCUACAUCUCCUUGCCGUCUCUGUUUGAGAAUCUGGACAUCAUGAUGAGGUACAACAUCGCGCCGAUGAACAUCCUCAAAGAUCUGUGGGCUUUCCGCUACAAUUCCGUGUCCAUCGAGUUCCGCCUGCAGCGCGCUCAGCAGGCGGCCGUGGAGAAGCCCAUGCCGUGGAUGGUGAGAUGUCCCAAGGCGAUCUUCGACAAAUCGAUCCAACUGCAGCAGGAAAAUCGCGCUUUGCUGGGCUCGAACGAGACCACGCUGGACUAUCUAUCCGAGCGUCUGGGCUACGAUCUCGAGACCACCAAGUACAUCGCGUCCAAGCAUCCGGCGGUCUUGCGCGUGCGGAUGACGAAAGUGAAGGAGAUUCUGGACUUCCUGCUCCUCGAGGCCGGCUACAAACCUCACGACAUCGCUCAGGUGCCGCGAGUCCUCUGCCACAGCUUGGACACCACCAAAGCGCGCCUGGCGGAGCUCAAGGAAAUGGGCUGCGUGCCCUCAACACUAGUGAUCAUCUGCAAGAGCCAGCGCGAGUUCGAGAAGUUCGUCAAUCAUUGGCUCGCCACGCGCGACAAAUUGGGCAUUUCGGAGAAUCAGAAGUAGAAUGACUGGAC